UCGCUGGCACUGCACUCCACUGCACCUGACCUAAAUGUUGCCGCAAGGAGUGAACUGAAACGUCUUUUUCCUUCUCUCUGAUACUCUGGUCAGGGGGAGGAAUCCACAACACAAAGCUCCUCUCCAGUUUCCACACACACUCUCCUCUUGCUCCUACACCAGGGGUAGCUUUUCAAGCUCUCUCUCUCUCUCUCUCUCUCUCUCUCUCUCUCUCUCUCUCUCUCUCUCACACCCUAGGGAGCUCUCAUCUGGAGCCGAGCCGCGCGGUUGGAGCGCGCUGCCCUUCGCAGCCCGCAGGCAAUGUCGGCGUUCAUGCCCCCCGCGCUGCCGGCGCCAACCCCGCCGGCGCUCACGGUGCCGGUGGCGUACGGCGUCGGAGGCGCGCCCGAGGGGGCGGUGACGGGGAGAGGGUCGUACGGCCCGGUGAUCGCCAUGCUGGCCGUCGUGGCCGUGCUGGCGGCGGCGGCGCUGGCCGUGGGGCGUCUCUGCUUCGGGCGCCGCGCGCUCGGCCAGGCCGGCGGCGGCCACGACCUGGAGGCCUGGGUGGAGCGCACGUGCGGCCACUGCGUCGGCGCCGCCAUGCUCGACCAAGUGAAGGAGGAGGAAGGCGGCGGCAGUGGGGACGCCGCGGCGGCGACGGCGGAGGCGGAGCCGCCGCCGCCGGAAGGAACGGAGCGAGGAGAGGGCAUCAGCAUCGCGUCCUGAGGAUAAGCCUUGUAAAUUGUUUCCUCAGACAUGAAACAUGUCUUGGAGUUCUUGUCGGGAUUUUUUUGGAAUCCUAAUCUGUAGAAAUGCAUGUCUCUGUUUACUUGGAGGCUAGCUCAUGAAUUCUGCUGAUGCUGUCGGAGAUGCGGCGAUAUGUGUGUGGGGUGCAAAGCGGAGUGGAUUUGAUGUCUGAUUUAACACGCUCCGUAACUCAUUGUUCCUUCUCCUUUUUUCUUUGAGAGCGCUCC
Molecule: messenger RNA, 953 nt
Organism: Setaria italica (foxtail millet)
Lineage: Eukaryota; Viridiplantae; Streptophyta; Magnoliopsida; Poales; Poaceae
Exons: 1
Coding region: 301-705 (134 amino acids)
Source: RefSeq, a predicted model, not a curated record